AUGAUUGACAUUAACCUGCUGAGAGCUGACAAGGGCGGAAACCCAGAACUGAUUCGAGAGUCUCAAAGAAAGCGAGGCGGCGAUGCAGCAGCUCUUCUUGUUGACCAAGUGCUUACUCUGGAUGAUGAAUGGAAGAAAGCCCGGUUUCAAGCUGAUGAACUCAACAAGAAAAUCAACCAAAUCGGCAAGGACAUUGCUCCACUUGCCAAGGCAAAAAAACUGGACUCUCCUGAAGCAUUGAAGCUUAAACAGGACAAGGAAGAUCUAUUGAAACUGAAACAGGAUCUCACUGAACUUUCUGUUCAAAAAGAAAAACUACUGCAGUCUAAGCUGCGUUUGAUUGGUAACACUGUUCAUGAAAGUGUCAUUGUAUCCAAUGACGAAAAGGACAAUUUGGUUAUUGAAAAGUGGUGGCCAAAGGAUCGUACUGAGGCAGCAGAAGUAGAUCGUCGUGCCCAGUUGAUUAAAGAUGGCAAAGGCGUUUCUGGACUAUAUAGCCAUCAUGAGGUUUUGGAAAAAAUUGGUGGUUACGAUCCCGUUCGAGGCACCAAUGUUGCUGGCCAUCGCGGAUACUUUUUGACCGGACCUGGCGUUGAUCUCAACUUGGCAUUGAUGCACUAUGGUCUUGAUUUUCUUGAAAAACGUGGCUACACUAAACUAUGGACUCCGUUUUUUAUGAAGCGUGAGGUCAUGGCCAAGACUGCCCAGCUGGAAGAUUUUGAUGAAGCUCUUUACAGUGUUGAAGGUGAAGCGGGAGACGCAAAAUACAUGAUUGCUACCAGUGAGCAACCUAUUAGUGCAUUUCAUUCUGGAGAGUGGUUUUCUGAAGCCGAUGAGCUGCCUAAAAAGUAUGCUGGAUCAUCCACCUGCUUUAGAAAAGAGGCUGGCGCACACGGUCGUGAUACCUGGGGCAUUUUCCGUGUCCACCAAUUUGAAAAAGUGGAGCAAUUUGUACUCACUCAUCCUGAAAAGUCUUGGGAAAUGCACGAAGAAAUGAUAGAGGUUGCCAAGGAGUUUUACAAGAGUCUUGGUUUGCCUUACCACGUCAUCUCGAUUGUUUCUGGUGCCUUGAAUAACUCAGCAGCAAAAAAGUAUGAUCUUGAAGCCUGGUUUCCUUUCCAGGGCACUUAUAAAGAGUUGGUAUCGUGCUCCAACUGCACCGACUAUCAAUCCCGCGAACUUGAAAUCCGAUUUGGCACUAAAAAGGCAAAUGAUGUGUCCAAAAAGUAUGUCCAUGCACUCAACUGUACAUUGACUGCUACGGAACGUACCAUCUGUUGUAUUCUUGAAAACUUUCAAACUGAAACGGGUGUGGUGGUGCCUGAACCCCUUCGCAAUUACAUGGGUGGAAAAGACUUUUUGCCUUUUGUAACAGGCUCGUUCAAGGUAGCUGCAGAUGUUGCUUCUCUCAAGAUCUAGGAUGACAAAUAUUAUGCUUGCAUUCAUCUUUCAAUUACUCACAUGAUUUCAAGUAAUAAACCCACAAUAUCUGCAAUA
Molecule: messenger RNA, 1497 nt
Organism: Batrachochytrium dendrobatidis JAM81
Lineage: Eukaryota; Fungi; Chytridiomycota; Chytridiomycetes; Rhizophydiales
Product: serine--tRNA ligase SES1
Exons: 7
Coding region: 1-1419 (472 amino acids)
Biological process (GO): seryl-tRNA aminoacylation
Cellular component (GO): cytosol
Molecular function (GO): tRNA binding; serine-tRNA ligase activity; ATP binding
Source: RefSeq, a predicted model, not a curated record